Clonostachys byssicola is the source of this 414-nucleotide messenger RNA. The record is from the annotation of a GenBank genome assembly. NCBI's taxonomy places the organism in Eukaryota, Fungi, Ascomycota, Sordariomycetes, Hypocreales, Bionectriaceae.
AUGUCUCAUAAAUCAAACUUUUCUUUAGUUACCUGGCCGCCAGGCCUUUACCUUCCCAUCCUCGCCACCUGUGAAUACCAUCUGGCUCUCGUCGAAGAAACAAACUCACUCUUGCGCACCAGCACCAACAAUGGCACCACUUCCAUCAUUCUUCGGCACGAUGUCCGCCACGUACUGGCACUCCGUGCUUUCCCUCAAGUCGCCGAAAUCCUUGAUCGCAUCCCCCGAGCCCUGGGCCUCGGAGACGUCGUAGAUGGCGAAGCGCUCGUCGUGGGACAGCGCGUAGACGAGGGAAGGGCCCAGAAAGCCGGCCCUGUGGAUGGAGGCGUUGAGGUUGAGCGUCUGCACCGUGAGCUCGUCCUCGUCCGCGAUGGAGGUGUCGUGGACGCUGACGAGGCCGUCGGUAGAGCCUGA